UACUCACCCCCACCCAACAAGUCUACAGGCAGGGCCACACCCACACACACUAGUGUCCCAAAAAGUCCACAGAGCCUCGCAGACCAAAAAAUAAUUUCUCUCCUCAGUCUCUGUCUCUCUGUCUCCUCCGCUCUUCAGCCUUUAGCCUGCGCACUGUUGAAGAUUAUUAACUCCUCCAUCUUCUAAAAAUGAAAGAGAACGAUCCACCGACACUCAUAACAAUCCCAUCAACCACCGCCACACCAAAGGUCUUCAGGAAGGACACAUCACCUUCUUCUUCUUCUUCUUCUUCUUCUUCUUCUUCUUCUUCUUCUUCUCCAUCAUCCAAAGGCAGAAGCUUUUUGGACAAGACUCGCUACAAGUUCUGGGUUUUAGCUGCGAUUCUCCUGCUGGCUUUCUGGUCCAUGUUCACCGGAUCCGUUACCCUCAGGUGGUCCGCCGGCAACUUAACUCGCUUCUCCGACGACUUGGACCUUCCAUCCUUCGACGAUCUUGAUAUUCUGGAGGUGGAGGAGAGAGAGAAGGUGGUGAGGCACAUGUGGGAUUUGUACACCCAGAGCAGCAGAAGUAGCAGCAAUCGAUUGCCUCGGUUUUGGCAGGAGGCUUUUGAAGCAGCUUACGAGCAUUUGAGCAGUGAUGUUGCCUCUGUUCGGGACGCUGCCGUUUUGGAGAUAGCCAAGAUGUCCAUCCGCUCCAUCAUACUCGACCCAUUUCCCGUUCAACUUCAUUCAGCGAGCAAUAGAGAAUUGAAAAAGAGAUCCAAGAAAGCAGAGGAAAGCAACAAGGUAGCUACAGCAGUAGCAAGUAGCUGAAAACUACAAUCCUGCCUUCCAUUUUGCUACUUACUCAUUCAACUCCUGCUCAGAAGAAGUCCACCUGGACUAUACACACAAUUUAUAUAUAAUAUUUGCCCAUCAGAGCAAGACGAAGACCCAUCUGAUCUGUAUUACAAUCUGAACCCAUGCAUGUACCAUGUUUUAUAUUAAGGAGGAUUGCGGUGAAUUCAACUGUUUGUUUUUA
Molecule: messenger RNA, 1020 nt
Organism: Prunus avium (sweet cherry)
Lineage: Eukaryota; Viridiplantae; Streptophyta; Magnoliopsida; Rosales; Rosaceae
Source: RefSeq, a predicted model, not a curated record